Messenger RNA from Tremella mesenterica DSM 1558, 221 nucleotides. RefSeq lists its product as uncharacterized. NCBI's taxonomy places the organism in Eukaryota, Fungi, Basidiomycota, Tremellomycetes, Tremellales, Tremellaceae. The record is from RefSeq and is a predicted model, not a curated record. The annotation marks the transcript as partial. The transcript has a single exon.
CAUUUCACGCCACCCAUCUCACCAUGAGAGUCAUUUCUAAUCCACCUCCUCUCACCACCACUCAUCCAAUCGUUAGCACGGACAACAGCGGCAAAGAUGCUUCCGAUUCUGCACCACCCAAUGGGGUGAAGAAAAAACGUAGUUUCUUCAGUUCAAACAUUUCAAUCAUACCACUUCCACAACCAGGUCAUACAAUAGCACCUUCUAGUGAUAAAGUGUUA